AUGGCGGCGCCGUCGCGGCUCCUGAUCCGCGGGGGCCGCGUGGUCAACGACGACUCCUCGCAGGUGGCCGACGUGCUGGUGGAGGACGGCGUGGUGCGGGCGCUGGGGCGCGACCUGCUGCCACCCGGGGACGCGCCGGCCGGGCUGCGGGUCCUAGACGCCGCCGGCAAGCUGGUCUUGCCCGGAGGCAUCGACACGCACACGCACAUGCAGUUCCCCUUCAUGGGCUCGCGGUCCGUGGACGACUUCUACCAGGGCACCAAGGCUGCCCUGGCAGGAGGCACCACCAUGAUCAUUGAUUUUGCCAUUCCUCACAAAGGCCACUCCCUCAUCGAGGCCUUCGAGACCUGGCGAAGCUGGGCUGAUCCCAAAGUCUGCUGUGACUACAGCCUUCAUGUGGCGGUGACAUGGUGGAGUGACCAGGUUAAAGAAGAAAUGAAAAUCCUUACCCAAGAUAAAGGUGUGAACUCCUUCAAGACGUUUAUGGCCUAUAAAGAUCUGUACAUGCUGAGAGAUGUGGAGCUGUACAAGGUCUUCUCUCGGUGCAAGGAAAUUGGAGCAAUUGCUCAAGUUCAUGCAGAAAAUGGAGACCUAAUUGCAGAGGGAGCAAAGAAGAUGUUGGCUUUGGGGAUAACGGGUCCCGAGGGCCAUGAGCUGGGCCGCCCAGAAACGGUGGAGGCGGAAGCCACGCUGAGAGCCAUCACCAUAGCCGGCGCCGUGAACUGCCCUCUGUGCGUCUUGCACGUGAUGAGCAAGUCCGCAGCAAGGGUGGUAGCAGAUGCCAGGAGGGAAGGGAAGGUGGUCUAUGGAGAACCCAUCGCAGCAGGUCUCGGCACAGAUGGCACUCACUACUGGAAUAGAGAAUGGCUCCAUGCAGCCCAUCACGUUAUGGGUCCACCCCUACGACCGGACCCUUCAACGCCUGACUUCCUCAUGAAUCUAUUGGCUAAUGGUGAUCUAACCAUAACAGGGUCUGACCACUGCACUUUCAACACCUGCCAGAAAGCUCUUGGGAAGGAUGAUUUUACUAAGAUUCCCAAUGGAGUGAACGGUGUUGAGGACCGGAUGUCAGUAAUAUGGGAAAAAGGCGUGCACAGUGGCAAAAUGGAUGAAAACUGGUUCGUGGCAGUUACCAGCACAAAUGCAGCUAAAAUCUUUAAUCUGUAUCCAAGAAAAGGAAGAAUAGCUGUGGGCUCAGAUGCUGACAUUGUGAUUUGGGACCCAAAAGCCACAAGGACCAUUUCGGCAAAAACUCAUCAUCAGGCUGUUAACUUCAACAUCUUCGAGGGCAUGGUGUGCCAUGGGGUGCCCCUGGUGACUAUUUCAAGAGGCAAAGUGGUGUAUGAAGGUGGGGUUUUCAAUGUCGCAGCAGGAGACGGGAAGUUUAUUCCUCGUAAACCAUUUGCUGAAUAUAUUUACAAACGGAUCAAGCAGCAGGACCAGGUAAAAUCAGAGAAAAGGAUGCUGCUGUUCCCAUCCCAGUUAAACGUUGUCAGCCCGCGGAGAAGCAGGCCUUAUUUCAACUCCCCAAGAUCCUUUUGAAAAAAUAAUCGCUCUGGGCUUCUUUGAUUUCCUUUCAGAAGCAAUUGCCGUCUUUCUUACUGUGACUUUGUUGCUGUGUAAGAUUGAAGAUAUAAAUGAAUAUUACUGUGAUGGAAAGUCUGUGUGAAAAUUCACUGAUGAUACUUUAAAAUGUCAUCUUUGCUUGCACCAGAUUUCUUACUUUGAAUUUUAAAAAAUCACUUUCUUGUUAAAGUUU
Molecule: messenger RNA, 1759 nt
Organism: Kogia breviceps (pygmy sperm whale)
Lineage: Eukaryota; Metazoa; Chordata; Mammalia; Artiodactyla; Physeteridae
Source: RefSeq, a predicted model, not a curated record